Messenger RNA from Emericellopsis cladophorae, 942 nucleotides. RefSeq lists its product as uncharacterized. Gene Ontology annotation, biological process: mitochondrial ATP transmembrane transport; mitochondrial ADP transmembrane transport. Gene Ontology annotation, molecular function: ATP:ADP antiporter activity. The transcript has 4 exons. Gene Ontology annotation, cellular component: mitochondrial inner membrane. NCBI's taxonomy places the organism in Eukaryota, Fungi, Ascomycota, Sordariomycetes, Hypocreales, Bionectriaceae. The coding region runs from base 1 to 942 and encodes 313 amino acids. The record is from RefSeq and is a predicted model, not a curated record.
AUGUCUCCUACCGAUAACAAGGUCCUGGGCAUGCCGCCCUUCGUGGCGGACUUCCUGAUGGGUGGUGUCUCCGCCGCCGUCUCGAAGACUGCUGCCGCUCCCAUCGAGCGUGUCAAGCUCCUGAUCCAGAACCAGGAUGAGAUGAUCAAGUCCGGCCGUCUCUCUCACCGCUACACUGGCAUUGGUGACUGCUUCAAGCGCACCGCUGCCGAUGAGGGUGUCCUGUCCCUGUGGCGUGGCAACACUGCCAACGUCAUCCGUUACUUCCCCACCCAGGCCCUGAACUUCGCUUUCCGUGACAAGUUCAAGAAGAUGUUUGGCUUCAAGAAGGAGCGUGAUGGUUACGCCUGGUGGAUGGCUGGUAACCUGGCCUCCGGUGGUGCUGCCGGUGCCACGUCCAUGUUGUUCGUCUACUCUCUGGACUACGCCCGUACCCGUCUUGCCAACGACGCCAAGCACGCCAAGACUGGUGGUGCCCGCCAGUUCAACGGUCUCAUUGACGUCUACCGCAAGACCAUCGCCUCGGACGGUAUUGCUGGUCUGUACCGUGGCUUCAUGCCCUCGGUUGCCGGUAUCGUUGUCUACCGUGGUCUCUACUUCGGCAUGUACGACUCCUUCAAGCCCCUCCUCCCCAAGAGCCUCGAGACCAACUUCUUCGCCUCUUUCGCUCUCGGUUGGUGCGUCACCACCGCUGCCGGUAUCGCUGCCUACCCUCUUGACACCAUCCGCCGUCGCAUGAUGAUGACCUCUGGUGAGGCCGUCAAGUACAAGUCUUCCCUCGACGCUGCCCGCCAGAUCAUUGCCAGCAAUGGUGUCAAGUCUCUGUUCAACGGUGCUGGUGCCAACAUUCUCCGUGGUGUUGCCGGUGCUGGUGUCCUGUCGAUCUACGAUCAGCUCCAGCUGAUCCUCUUCGGCAAGGCCUUCAAGGGUGGAUCUGGUUAA